Puntigrus tetrazona (Sumatra barb) is the source of this 7342-nucleotide messenger RNA. It is a transcript of the gene adcy3a, whose product is annotated as adenylate cyclase 3a. NCBI's taxonomy places the organism in Eukaryota, Metazoa, Chordata, Actinopteri, Cypriniformes, Cyprinidae. Gene Ontology annotation, biological process: cAMP biosynthetic process; adenylate cyclase-activating G protein-coupled receptor signaling pathway; intracellular signal transduction. Gene Ontology annotation, cellular component: plasma membrane. Gene Ontology annotation, molecular function: adenylate cyclase activity. The transcript has 20 exons. The record is from RefSeq and is a predicted model, not a curated record. The coding region runs from base 2021 to 5380 and encodes 1119 amino acids.
CUAUAUGCCAGCUUCACUCAAAAAUAACUUUCUUCGUUCAAACCGAACGAUUCGCGAAAGCCUUAAGAAUCGGUUCGCGCGAAUCGUUAGAAAGAACCGACUCGAAACAACAAUUUCCUCCGCGAAUCGGACAUCGCGUUCGUUCGCGUUUAGAAAGUGAGCUCUCCGGGAUCUCUCCGUGUAUACACACAGACACCCUGAAAAGUCAGGUUUGCCAGGUCUGGUUUAUCAGGACGGCGGAACUGAAGCCGUUCCCGUAUCACCUUCCUUCAUCCGUGAAACGGGCGGUCGCGCGGUUAUUAAUGACUUUUGGUGGAAAAAGCCUUCGGUUCGAGCAUACGGUGGAUUUUCAUGUGUUUCACGGGUGAUUUUCAGAUUGAUCUUUGGCACGCUUUGCAUCCUCAAAGGAGCCACAGAUCGGAGCGUGCUGUGGAUACGUUACGGACAAACGCAGCUGCAUUUCCAUGAGAAAUGGACGGACUGAAGAGAGACCCACGUUUUCAUCACUGAACCUAUGAGAAAAUCUUAAUUUGCACGUCUCGUGGUAAUCCCAACAGCGAAAAUGGGAGGAUAUGUACAAUUUCUAAGCAUAGCAGAAGGCAGCCGCGCUGUAUUGUGAGAUGCAUUUCCAUAUUACACACAGCACCGGAGCGCAACAUGUAUUUCCUGCGUGAAUCCCGUACGCACCGUUAACGCACAGGAUGCGUUUUAACAGACCGUAUCAGGCCAAGAUACGCUCUCCGAUCACGAUCGCGUCCGUUUUGUCGAUUUAAGCUGCCGCUCGGCUUUAAUAUUGCUUAUCACGGGGUGUCAUGCCGAUCUGGGGCGAAACGUCUCGUUCGACGGUCGCCUCGCUUCCUUCCUGGGUCCUGAUGUUCUUCAUCCAUGCGAGGAUUCACCAUGGAAACCCACAGUGAGCGCUGGUGGACGCCGAGAUUGGAUCCUGGAUUGGAAACGGAGAGGCUGGCGGAUGUGUAAACAGCUCUUCUUGUCGCCUUCACGUCAACUUGCUGAGACUUGUCUUUGCAGAUCUCAGAAAAACAAAGGCGUGUAGCUGGGGGCAAUUGCACAUCCCAAGUGCUCCAGGCGCUGGCGGGGGCCGAUGCCACAAACAUGCACGCAAGGUCUGAUUCGGUGUCUAAACAUGCCAGGCGUGACAAUCAGGCGGCCGCUUCGGAUCUGAUCUCAAGUUUGGACAUUGGGCGAACACCUUUCCAGGCCAUGUUUUUCCAGCAUGCCACACUCUAACGCGUGUUCACACCAGGAAAGUCUGCUUUGAGCCGGACCAAAUACGAUGUAAAUUGAUUCGGUUUGGUGCUGUUCGCUUUCACACUGCCUUUUUUGCAAGUGUAGCCGAAACUGUAAACCAAACCACACGUGUGCUAAGGUCAUCCAUUUAUUGGUUCGUUCAGCUGUACCAGAGUUCGUUUGGAAGCGGACCACCUCUUCAGCUGGUCCUCACCUGAGUGCGAUUGCUGUAUUCACAGCUGCCCAAAAGAUUCGCACCAAAGGGGGGAAAUGAACUUGAGCCACUAGAAGGCAAGCCUGCAACCUCUAGCCGAAAAAGCAUUACGUACGUAGAAAAGAAGAUAAGCAUGUCGAGACUUAUCGUUUAAUGAACCAACAGCCUAUCCGCUUAUCGUCAACAUGUUUUACACUAAACAAUACUUUUGGAUUGAAUGAUUUUUUAAGAGUUUACCGAGAUAAAAAUGCAGUUUUAUAAGACAAGCCACUGACUUUUUGCGACAGGUGGGAUUCAGCCUACGGCACUUCUCAUUCGUUCCUAUGGUAUCCGUAAAUGGCAAAUGAGUGUCGCACACCUCAAUGACGUCAAGGCUGUAAUGUGAUUGGUUAUCAAGGCACACGGUUAUCAAGUUAGCCGUUACGCUUUCCAACAGCAAGUAAUACGGACCCCGUCAUCUCCCUACAAUAAGACUCGAGUUCGAUUCAAUCGAACCAAACGUCGCGUGUGAAUACGCCCUUCGUUUUUAUAGCAUCUUGUACAAUCCAGCAGCGCAGAAUGCCUCGGAACCGGGCGUUUUCGGAGCCCGAGUACUCUGCGGAGUAUUCGGCGGACUGCUCGGUCACCCUGCCCUCGGACCCGGGUCAAGCGGUGGGACGCACCCACGAGGUGACGGUGCGCAGCUCCGGCUGCUGCCUGUGUCUGCCGCGGUUCAUGCGCCUGACCUUCGCCCCGGACUCUCUGGAGAACCUCUACCAGACCUACUUCCGCCGGCAGAGGCACGAGACCCUGCUGGUGCUGGUGGUGUUCGCGGCCCUCUUUGACUGCUACGUCAUCGUGAUGUGCACUGUGCUCUACACGGGGGAUAAGCUGGCGUCUGUGGCCGUGGCUUCGGUGGGGCUGGCGGCGGACGUCCUGCUGUACCUGCUGUGCCGCUUCGGUCUGCUCCCGGACCGCGUGACCCGCCGCCUGGUGCCCUACGCCCUGUGGGUGCUCAUAGCGGCCCAGAUCUUCUGUUACCUAGGACUGAACUUUGCCCGCUUCCAUCAGCCCAGCGACACUGUGGGUUGGCAGGCGUUUUUUAGCUUUUCCUUCUUCUUGACUCUGCCUCUGCGGCUGACCCCUAUAGUGCUGAUCACGGCCGUGUCCUGCGGUGUGCACACGCUCGUCCUGGGCGUCACCAUCGCCCAGCAGCAGCAGGAGGACAUCCAGGGGGCGGCUCUGGGAAGACAGUUGCUGGCCAACAUUGUGAUCUACUUCUGUGCCAUCACAGUGGGCGUCAUGUCGUAUUACAUGGCCGACCGCAAACACCGCAAGGCCUUUCUGGAGGCCCGGCAGUCGCUGGAGGUCAAGCUCAACAUGGAGGAGCAAAGUCAGCAGCAGGAGCGUCUCCUGCUGUCCAUCUUACCCAAGCACAUCGCAGACGAGAUGCUCCAGGACAUGAAGAAAGAAGCCAGUCAGAAAGAGAUGCAGCAGUUCAACACCAUGUACAUGUAUCGGCACGAGAACGUCAGUAUUCUGUUCGCAGACAUCGUGGGCUUCACUCAGCUGUCCUCGUCCUGCAGCGCUCAGGAGCUGGUGAAGCUGCUCAACGAAUUGUUCGCCCGCUUCGACAAAUUAGCAGCCAAAUACCACCAGUUGAGGAUCAAGAUUCUGGGCGACUGCUACUACUGUAUUUGUGGCCUUCCAGAUUACCGCGAUGACCAUGCGGCCUGCUCCAUCAUGAUGGGCCUGGCCAUGGUCGAGGCCAUUUCAUACGUUCGAGAGAAGACGCAGACGGACGUGGACAUGCGCGUCGGGGUGCAUUCUGGGACGGUUCUGGGCGGCGUGCUGGGACAGAAGCGCUGGCAGUACGACGUGUGGUCGACCGACGUGACCGUGGCCAACAAGAUGGAGGCUGGAGGAAUACCGGGGCGAGUACACAUUUCCCAGAAUACCCUGGAGUGUCUGCACGGGGAGUUUGACGUGGAGCCGGGGAACGGAGGAGACCGCUGCGAAUACCUGAAGGAAAGGGGCAUCGAGACGUACUUGGUGGUGGUGCCCAAGGGCCCCGUGGGUAAAAACGGCAUCAACGGUGUAAAGCUUUCGGUGACGUCGUCUAACGGGAAUUCUCCGCUGCUGAUCAACACCACGGAGUGCAACGGGAGCGUCCACACGGCCUGCACCACACCGGAGGAGCCGGAGGAGCUGGACACACGGGUGGUGAACCCCUCGUUUCCGAACCCUCGGCGCCGCUUGCGUCUGCGCGAUCUGGCCGAGAGAGUGAUCGACGCUCAGGAGAACGAACAGGAGCUCAAUAAACUCCUCAAUGAAGCGCUGCUGGAGAGAGAGACAGUACAAGCGCUGAAAGGGAAGUACACUAAUCGUCUGUCUCUGCGGUUCACCGAUCCCGAGCUGGAGACGCGCUUCUCCGUGGAGAAGGAGAAGCAGAGCGGAGCGGCGUUCAGCUGUUCUUGUGUGGUGCUGCUCUUCACCGCUGUCAUGGAGGCUCUCGUUGACCCCUGGUUGGUUGCAAACUACGUGACUCUGGCCGUGGGUGAAGUCUUGCUGCUCAUUCUCACGAUCUGUUCACUGGCGGCCAUUUUCCCUCGGGUGUUCCCAAAGAGACUGGUGUCGUUCUCCACUUGGAUCGAUCACACGCGCUGGGCUCGCAACACUUGGGCCAUGGCGGCCAUCUUCAUAGUCACGAUGGCCGACAUAGUAGAUAUGUUGAGCUGUCGUCCUCCGGAGUCCUCCUCAACCGAGGCCACAGCGGUCACCCCGGUCACUUCGGCCGCCAGCGGCUGUUGGGAGAAUCCCAAAUACUACAGCUACAUCGCGGUGCUGGCUCUCAUGGCCACCACCAUGCUGGUGCAGGUCAGUCACAUGGUCAAGCUCACCCUCAUGCUGCUGAUCACCGGAGCCACAGGCGUGGUCAACAUCUACAGCUGGAGGGACAUCUUUGACCUGUACGACCUGACACGCUUUAAAGAAUACAGAGUUCAUCUUGUGCCCUCCAAAUACACCAUGAGUGUGAUGAUCUUCAUCAUGAUGGUCAGCUUCUACUACUUCUCCCGACAUGUGGAGAAGCUGGCUCGCACGCUGUUCCUGUGGAAGAUCGAAGUGCAUGAGCAGAAGGAGAAGGUGUAUGAGAUGCGGCGCUGGAACGAGGCUCUGGUCACUAACAUGCUCCCGGAGCACGUCGCUCGCCAUUUCCUGGGCUCCAAGAAGAGGGACGAGGAGCUCUACAGCCAGUCCUACGACGAGAUCGGAGUCAUGUUCGCCUCCAUCCCAAACUUCUCUGACUUCUAUACCGAGGAAAGCAUCAACAACGGCGGCAUUGAGUGUCUGAGGUUCCUCAAUGAAAUCAUUUCUGAUUUCGAUAGCCUUUUAGACGAGCCGCAGUUUCGCUGUAUAACCAAGAUCAAGACUAUCGGCAGCACCUACAUGGCAGCGUCAGGAGUCACUUCAGACAAUAACACUAAUGGUUAUGCUUGCAUGAAGAAAGAAGAGAUUUCUGACCGGGAGCGGUGGCAGCACUUGGCGGAUCUCGCUGAUUUUGCCCUGGCCAUGAAAGUCACGCUGAUGAACAUCAACUACCAGUCCUUUAAUAACUUCAUGCUCCGCAUCGGGUUAAACAAAGGGGGCGUCUUGGCUGGUGUCAUCGGGGCCCGUAAACCUCAUUUUGACAUCUGGGGAAACACUGUGAAUGUCGCCAGUCGCAUGGAGUCCACGGGAGUGAUGGGGAACAUCCAGGUGGUGGAGGACUGCUACUGCAUCCUGAAGGACUACGGCUUCCGCUUCGUCAGGAGAGGACCCAUAUUCGUCAAAGGGAAAGGAGAGCUGCUCACCUACUUCCUAAAGGGACGUGAAAAGCAAGGCUCCUUCAUCAACGGCUCUUUCGUCACCCUGCCGCACCAAGUGGUGGACAGCUCCUGACCGACACGCACACACACACACACACACACUCUUGCUCGCGCACACCUCACCUCAUACCUCUUCUGCCGGGUACAUGUGCUCCAGUAAUUAGUACUUUCAAACGUGUUUUCUCUAUUUAUUAGGCUGAGGGAAGAAAUGUUGGCGGGAGAGACGAGAGAGACUUUCUGUUUAUACGAGACAAGUGCUAUAUGAUAUACAUUUUGGAAGCGUGCAGAGAUGAAUGAAUGAAAUCGGUCAAGCUGAACGAUUUCAUUAGGUUGCUGAAAAGAGGAACAGGUUGUUUUUAAACUCAAACCGCACCGAAUACAAUGAACUCUACUGUAUAUUACGCACUGCGCUGCUCGAAUGAAAAUGACUUAUUUUUGUCCUCCUUUCAUUUGAAAUCCUUUCGUUAUUUAAUCCUUUAUUUAAAGAUUGCCCUGAAAGUCCCUGAUAUAUCUGAAUGUUGUUUGCCAUUGAAAAGCUACUCCGAACGCCUGCGCAGGAAAGCGUACGGACUGCCUUUGCCUCUUACGAAAAGCGUGCGCGUGUUUGCGUAUUCAUGCAUUUCUGAAGUCUGUAGUCACCUUUUCUUUAUCCGUUUUACUUUCAACUAUUAACAACAUGGACAUUUAUGAGGUUUUAAAACUCUGUGACCACAUCAAAUUCUAGGAUUAAACGAAGUUCUAGGAUUUUAAAAUGUAUAAAAUACGUAAAAAUACGACUUUUACAGUUGAGGUCAAAAGUAUACACGCCCCUGUCAGAAUCUGCAAAAAAAACGAAUCUUUAUUUUGCCAAAAUAAGAGGGAUCACACACAAUGCACGUUAUUGUUUAUUCAGCACUGAUCUGUAUACAAUAUUUCACGCACAAGAUGUUUACAUAUAGUCCGCAAGAGAAAAUAAUAGUUGAAUUUAUAGAAAUGUUUACAUCCUCUUGAUUCCUAAUACUUUGUCGUUACCUGAAUGUUUAUUGAUUGUUUGUUUUUAGCUGUUCACAAGUGUUUGUCCUGAACAGUUAAUCUGUCUGCUGGUCUUCAGAAAAAUCCUUCGGGUCUCACAAACUCUUUGGUUUUCUUUUGGCUUUCCAACAACGAUGGUAUGAUUUCGAGGGACUCGUACAGACUGAUGCUCCAGAUGUAGACCAAUUUUUUUUCCCCCUAUUUUGUCUAAAUAAUAUAAUAUUUUUUACGCAGGCUACAAAAGAACUUACAUUUUCCGUAAUCUUCAAAUCAAAAAAAUUCAGAUUCCGAAACACAAACUUUUGACCUCGAGUGUUAAAUAGGUUUCGCUCAGAUUAUUAUACCGUCGAUGUGAUUAGUAGUAAAAAAUAUUAUACUAAAUUAAACCCGAAGCACUUUCACUGGUGGUCUCAGACUUUUGGAGCCUGUUAUAUGUUCUAGUGUUCCUCGCGUGCCAAAUAUAAAGCACUGUAAGUGCGUGUGCGUGUGGUACUCUGAGGACGCAGGUAGAGCAGAGGCGUACGAGUAUCACUGUGAAAGGGUUCAUUGUGCGUGUCAUUCAUGGGCAGUAUUGCAGGGAUGAACGUUUCUCAGUUCAGAAUAUAUACCCCACGGUGUCUUUCCUCAAGGAUUAGAUGAAUGUGCAAUAGUUUAUUCUUUUACGGCAUUCUGCUCUCCGGUACAGUUUUCAAAAGAGCCCUCCUCUCCCAGCAAGUCAUAUUUUUAUAUUAUGAAGUAAAGUUGUAGUUAAAGAGUAUUGUACAAAGAGACGGGACGCUAGGCUGGAUCGGUGUGUCUCAUAAACUGGCCAGACGGUUCAUUUAUUACCAGUUUCAGAGACCUUCCUCUCUGUCGGUAAGCAGAAAUGCGUUCGAUUUUGACUUUCAGAUGUUGAAAUGGUUUAUGAAGGCAUGACAUUGUGGCCAAUCUCUGUGGUUUGAUGCAGGAUUUUGCUAAAAUUUGAUAUUUUUGAAUUAUCCUUAGAUAUGGAAUAAAACGGCACUUUGAAUGAUCUGUUACCAAA